Molecule: messenger RNA, 1260 nt
Organism: Cryptococcus deneoformans JEC21
Lineage: Eukaryota; Fungi; Basidiomycota; Tremellomycetes; Tremellales; Cryptococcaceae
Exons: 7
Coding region: 271-1110 (279 amino acids)
Source: RefSeq, a predicted model, not a curated record
CGUAAUUAUAAUUUCAACCGCAUAAGCAUUCUCAUAUGAGAGGGAUUAAAGCAGCGCAUUAUUGGGUCAUUGAUAUCAUGGUCAGACUACGGCCGCUUGGCAAAAUACCCCUAAAUUGCUGUUCAACACCUUUUAUGCUCGGCUGAAAGGGGGAUACAUUCAAACAUAUCGCAUACAGCGAGCGUCUCUGGCGCUGCUGUCCAGGAUAGAUAAAGCUAGCAUUGAACUCCCAAGGAAGAAGCUUUUAUAUAGUGCUACGAGUGUUUCAAGAUGGUCAAAAAGAUUCAGCUUGCUGUGAUUAUAGGAAUCCCAUUGUUGGCAAUGGCUGUUCCGGCGCCCGAUUCUGCCACGAUAACGGCUUCUUCCGUUUCCAGCUCUGCUGCGUCUUCCUCUGCUACUUCCGGUCCUCUUCUUGGUGAAGACGGCGUUGCCAAAUGUACCGAUCUUCAGCUUCACUCCGGUGCCGAUUGGCUUGUCACAGCUUUGUGUGCCAUCUCAAAAUGCAAUCACAUGUGGCCCGUAUCAAAUAUCCUCAUGCUUGACGAAGGAGAUGUGCUGUAUGAUGGAGCUUCCGCUAAUUUCACGACAUAUGACUUAACGCUGGCUUCCACCACCACGACCGUCAACUAUACCGACGCGAUUGGAAACAUCGCGGAUAAUAACGGGACUGCUUGGUUUGGUGGUGGUUUCAAUCGUGCAAUCAUAGCCAUGGGUGGGCCUGGAGUCGACAGUGGUGAACUCAUCACCAAUGACUACAGCAACGUCACCGCUGUCGAGACCGCCGGAAUGUGGGGCCUGACUUACUUGACCGGACAGUAUGCGGUCGUCGAAAGUAUCCCAUCUGACGACACCACCUGGGCCACCUGGAUGAGCAAGAUUGACGGUACACCUGUGCUCAUCAGAACAUCUGAUGCCCCUGAUGCUUCCUUGAAAGCAAAUCAAUAUUACACUCUCAGCACAAUGGAUGGGGCUGACAAUGUGGUGGUGUGGAACCCCAGUGGUACUGGUGAUGACUCUUACAUUUCCAUUCCCAUCGGAAAUCUCAAGACAAGCUCCAAGUACUUGUAUCAUUUGGACUGGGCUCACUUUUUUUAUGAGAUCUCCCCAUAAGGAUCCCAUGAAGCAGCAAUAAUAAUAGCAUCCGGUAGUUGUUGUUGUCUGUCACUGUGGGCAUUGAUACAUAAUCCUUUGUCACCUAUUUCUAGCUUCCGUAUGUUUUAGUGUAUGUUUUGAGCAAGUCACAGAUGAAUUGUUAUAGAA